GCUGGGAACUUUCCCAGUUUACCAGGCAGCUACAGGUGGAAGCUGAGUAGUAUCUCAAACAUUGAGGCUAGCGGGCCCUGCGACCCUUGACGUAAGAGGCGGAAGAGCGUGUCCUCCAGGAAGAGGCGGAGCCGAGGGCAGGGCGUGAACGCUCAAUUUAGGAAUGGGCUCUGGACUUCCAAGCCGCGAGCGAACAGCCUGCCUUCGGCUUGGGGGCCCCAGGAUGGGGCGCUCCGGAACCCCACGGCCCCCGGUACCUACCAAGGAGUAAAUCCAGUCCAGGGUUCGUCGACUCACCGGCCUCAUGGGGUCGCAGCCGCCGCCGCCGGGGUCUCCGCUGUCUCGCGAGGAGGGUGAAGCGCCCCCUCUGGCGCCCGCGGAGGAGGGGAGGCGCCGAAGCCGCCGGGUACGCCUUCGCGGGUCCUGCCGCCACCGGCCGAGCUUGCUGAGCCGGCGGGAGCUGGCCUCCAGCGGCCCAGCGGGGCCUCCGACCGCGUCCUCCGAGAUAAUGGCCUCAGCUGCUAAGGAAUUUAAAAUGGACAACUUUUCACCUAAAGCUGGCACUAGCAAAUUGCAGCAGACAGUGCCUGCUGACGCAUCUCCUGAUUCCAAGUGUCCUAUAUGCUUGGAUAGGUUUGAUAAUGUGUCUUACUUAGAUCGCUGUCUGCACAAGUUCUGUUUCCGCUGUGUACAGGAGUGGUCAAAAAACAAAGCUGAGUGCCCACUGUGUAAACAGCCAUUUGAUUCUAUUUUCCAUUCUGUGAGGGCUGAAGAUGACUUCAAGGAAUAUGUCCUAAGGCCUUCCUAUAAUGGUUCUUUUACCGCCCCCGAGGUUCGAAGGUUUCGCUACCGGACAACCAUGACAAGAGAACGGAAUGCUCUGUACUCCUCUAGCAGUGCUGUGAGUAGAAGAACCACCACCCCGCCAGACAGUGGAGUCCUGUUUGAAGGCUUGGGCAUUUCAGCAAGACCCAGAGAUAUUGAAAUUCCUCAGUUUAUGAGACAGGUGGCAGUAAGGCCGUCAACUGCUGCGGAUGAAAGAGCUUUGCGGAAAAUUCAAGAACAGGACAUCAUUAAUUUUAGACGAACUCUUUAUCGUGCUGGUGUUCGAGUUAGAAGCAUUGACGAUGGCGGCCGCUACAGGGACAUCUCCGCUGAGUUCUUCCGCAGGAACCCAGCUUGCCUGCACAGGUUAGUUCCCUGGCUGAAGCGGGAACUCACGGUUCUUUUUGGAGCCCAUGGGUCGUUAGUCAAUAUUGUCCAGCACAUCAUCAUGAGUAAUGUUACUCGCUAUGAUUUGGAGAGUCAGGCGUUUGUGUCUGACUUAAGACCAUUUUUGCUUAAUCGAACUGAGCAUUUUAUACAUGAAUUUAUCAGUUUUGCUCGAUCUCCCUUCAAUAUGGCAGCUUUUGACCAGCAUGCUAAUUAUGAUUGUCCUCCCUCGUCUGAGGAAGGCAGCCGCUCUGGCUCUUCAGUCAUAACAAUAUCACCAGAUGAAGCUGAAACUCACGAGCUGGACAUGAGUGUGUCCACCGUCAGGCAGGCCCCGUGGGACGAUGAGACUCCCGGACCGUCUUACUCAAGUUCAGAGCAAGUGCAUGUUGCCAUGUCUUCCCUUUUACAUUCUUCGGACAGUUCAGACGAAGAACUUGUCUCCAGAGCCACAUCUCAGAUACAAGGAACACAGACCAAUGACGACGUAAAUAAUGACAGUGACUCAUCAUCAGAUAAUUGUGUCAUUGUUGGCUUUGUUAAGCCACUAGCUGAAAGGACCCCAGAACUUGUUGAACUGUCUUCUGACUCGGAGGAGUUGGGCUCUUAUGAGAAAGUGGAAACCGUGAAGACACAAGAGCAGGAGCAGUCUUACAGUUCAGGUGAUAGUGAUGGUAGCCGAUGUUCAUCUCCGCGUUCUGUCCUUGGAACAGAUGAGCAAAUGAGUAAAAGCCAUUGUGAUUCUGACACAAGAAUAAAAUCAAAGAGAGAAGAGAAGCGAUCUCCAUCAUUGUCAACGCCCAGGGACAGCUCAUCUACACGAGGAGACAGAGUGUGCUCCCCAUACAGCCAUCGGCAUAGGAAGGCUGGAAGGUCAAGGAGCUCAGAUUCGCGUUCCCGGAGCAGAAGUGGACAUGACCAGAGGAGCCAUAGGAAGCAUGGGAAGAAAAGAACGAGGACUAAACGGUCCAGAAGUCGGGAGAGUGGCAGCAGGCCAAGAGCAAGGAGAGACAGGAGGAGGUCAAGAACUCGCGAGAGCAGCUGGUGCAGGAGGAGCCGGACACUGUCUGUGAGCAGCGGGAGCACCAGCAGAUCGAGGUCUCGCAGCAGUGAGCACGGCAAACGAAGAUCCCAGAGCAGAACUCGAGAUCGCUAUUACUUAAGAAACAAUUACGGAAGCAGGUACAAGUGGGAGUAUACGUACUACAGCAGAAACAAGGACCGGGACGGCUAUGCGUCCUCGUACCGGAGGAGGACUCUUUCAAGAGCCCACUACUCUAGACAAUCUUCAAGCCCAGAAUUGAGAAUUCAGUCUUUUUCUGAAAGAACAAAUGCUAGGAAGAAGAAUCACAGCGGAAGGAAGUACUACUACUACGAAAGGCACAGGUCAAGGAGCGUCUCCAGUAAUCGGUCAAGGACUACGUCAGCUGGGCCCGACCGCGGGAGAAACGAAAAGCCUGGAGGAAAACGGAAGUACAAAACCCGACACUUGGAAGGCACUGAUGAAGCGGCUCAGCCAUCUCGAGAGUUUGCUUCCAAAGUGAAGGAUAAUUACCAAAAAUCAUCAAAAUUGGAUGGAAAUUAUAAAAACGAGAGUGACAGCUUCUCAGAUAACAGAUCAUCGGACAGAGAGACAAAGCACAAGAAGAGGAAAAGGAGAGCACGGAGCCUGAGUGUAGAGAUAGUUUAUGAAGGAAAAGCUACCGACACAACUAAACACCAUAAAAAGAAAAAGAAGAAGCAUAAGAAGAAGCACAGGAGGCACCAUGGAGACAAUUCCUCACGUUCCCCAGUGGUUAUAACGAUCGACAGUGACAGCGACAAGGAUUCUGAGGUAAAGGCAGAUGUGGAACGGAGCGAUGGCGAUCUUCCACAGCCUGUGCACAGUGAUGGGUCGGCUCCUUCCCUGGAAGCCUUAGAAACUAAAGAUGUUGUCACAAUAGAAGACGAGCUUGGUGUCCUGGAGAAGGGAUGUGGUGUCACUGCAUGUGCUAAUGACUUGAACACCAGCCAGGCCGUGGCUGGCAGUGGACCACCAGCAGUCGCAGUUGAGCGGACUCUUGAUGUAAGAGAAGGCGGGACCUUUGCUUCUGACGUGGAGAGCCAGUCCAGUAACGUGGCUAUGCAGACCGAGCCAGCAAGACCGCUGCCGUCUCCACAGACCUCGCUGUUGUCAGUGUCUCUUGGUAGAGACUGAUAUGUUUUAAAACUGCCAAAGCAUCUCUUUGAUAAUUCAGAGGCUAUAGAAAAAAAGGAAAAAAGAGGUUAAAAAGUCACCUACUACAGUCUGAAUGACUUCUGCUGGAAAAACUUUGCCUCUUAAAAUAUUGCAAAUCUGUGUGCGUGCGCGCGUGUAUGUGUGUGAGAGAAUUUGUACAAUUCAUUAUUUGUUCAAAAAGUUAUGUAUGUCCCAUACCCAGAUAUAUGCACUUUUAAGUGAAGAAAAUGUUGCUGGCGGUUUAUUUAAAACUUGGGAACCUUUUUAAAUAAAAAAUUAAAAAUUUAGAAGUUAUUUCAUAAAGCCAUAUGGUAUUGACAUAUUUUUAUGGUAGUAUUUUUGAAUUUUUUUUGAGAAUUAUUCUGGAAAUGUGUUAACAAGCUGGGAGAAUGCUUUUGGACAGUUAUUUUUCAUAAAAGAUUUGUAUUAUUCAAAACCAUUUCUUAGGCUGAAGUACAUCAUUUUAAUCUGCACAGGUUAUCUUGGCUUCUGCCAAAAGCAAAGUUUAGUAGUUUCUUUAUAUAAUUGUUUAUCUGGACCUGCACUAAAACAAAUGUGUAUUCAACAAAAGACAAUAAAAUAGUACACUGUAAAAGAAUUCAGAUGUUUUCCUGUACAACAGUGC
Molecule: messenger RNA, 4055 nt
Organism: Acomys russatus (golden spiny mouse)
Lineage: Eukaryota; Metazoa; Chordata; Mammalia; Rodentia; Muridae
Gene: Topors
Product: TOP1 binding arginine/serine rich protein, E3 ubiquitin ligase
Exons: 3
Coding region: 305-3409 (1034 amino acids)
Biological process (GO): protein monoubiquitination; protein polyubiquitination
Molecular function (GO): metal ion binding; ubiquitin protein ligase activity
Source: RefSeq, a predicted model, not a curated record